UGCAUGCACCCCUGAACCUUGAGAUCAUAUAUUAUCAUCAUGUGGAUGUUGAUUCUUGUUAUUUAUGUUAUGUUAUUCUAAUUUUAUCAUUUUCUGUUUCAGCCAUAUGUGGAAAUGAGCAUCUGGGUCUAUUUAAUGAUGCUUUCUAAUUCUAUUUUAAGAUGUGCAUUCAUAUGAUUAUUUCUUUUCCUGUUUUCCAUAUGUAUCAUUACACUUUUUUUUAAGAAAAAAAAGACAGAAUAAUAUACCCUGUUGGCUUAUGAUGUUGUUUAAAAAACUGAAAACUCGUCAUGAGAAAGAUAGCUUGAAUCCUGAGUGGAAUGAAGAAUUGACACUCUAUAUUAAGGAUGUUAAUAUUCCCAUUCAUCUUACGGUUUGUGACAAAGACACUUUCACCAAGGACGACAAGAUGGGCGAAGCGGAUAUCGACUUGAAGCCAUAUCUUCUGUGUGUGAAGGUGGGAUUAAGCGAGCUGCCAGAGGGCCAUGUGGUGAAGAGGAUUGAACCAAAUGACUCUAACUGCCUUGCUGAAGAGAGCAAGAUCAUAUGGACUAAUGGGAAAGUAAUCCAAUAUAUGACCUUAAAAUUGAGAAAUGUUAACACUGGUGAGCUUCAUGUGGAAAUUGAGUGGCUUGAUGUUCCUGAAUCCAAGGGCUUAUCUGGGGUUCCACUUUAGAUCUGUUUUCAUUUUCAUUAUCAUUCCCUUGCUUUAGUAGUACUUGUGUUAUGUAUUUAUCAUGUUGUUAUCACAAACUAAGAUUUUGUUAACAUAUAACCCAUCUUAUUAUGGAGUGAGAAUUAGGAUGAGUUGCUGAUAUAUCAUGUUUUGUUGGUAUUUAACUAUUUAUGAUCAUAAGGAUGAUCUUCAAAUAUUUAUAUUCAUGUCUUACAACAUAUUCUAAGUUUAUCCCCUUCCGCAUUUCAUAGUUUCAUGAAUUUAUCAAUUAGGUGAUGUACUGUGUACCAGUUUGUAUACUAAUUUACAGUUCAUCUAGGUAUCAGAAAUCAAAACACCAUGGAUAUACUUUUCACAUAAUGUUAGAAGUCAUAUUGCGUUCCAUGUAACUAUAUAGCUAUAUUAGAAUUAUCUUCGUUCUUAUUUA
This is a messenger RNA of Arachis stenosperma, 1103 nucleotides long. Its product is annotated as protein C2-DOMAIN ABA-RELATED 7-like. NCBI's taxonomy places the organism in Eukaryota, Viridiplantae, Streptophyta, Magnoliopsida, Fabales, Fabaceae. The record is from RefSeq and is a predicted model, not a curated record. Bases 260 to 676 code for a protein of 138 amino acids. The transcript is spliced from 3 exons.